Aphis gossypii (cotton aphid) is the source of this 1102-nucleotide messenger RNA. RefSeq lists its product as uncharacterized. The transcript has 3 exons. Lineage: Eukaryota; Metazoa; Arthropoda; Insecta; Hemiptera; Aphididae. Gene Ontology annotation, biological process: regulation of cell cycle. The coding region runs from base 1 to 984 and encodes 327 amino acids. Gene Ontology annotation, cellular component: spindle microtubule; cytoplasm; nucleus. The record is from RefSeq and is a predicted model, not a curated record.
AUGUUUUCGAAUCCACCAGUGUUACUAGUGACCGACAGCGACGCAACGACGACUUCGCUCGACGCUCUCCCAUUAGGCAAGUCAGUAAGAUUUAUUUUUGAUCUACUCAAACCACAAACUGACGACAUAGUCCUAGGCAAACAAAUUACUCAAAUUCAAAAUAAUGGAAGGAGAGAUGUUGCUUUUGACUUAAAUGAAAAAGUGUUAGUAAGGGAUUAUAGAUCUCCAAGUUCUAAGUGGAAAACAGCUAUAUUAACAAAUAGUAACAAAAAUAUUAGGUAUCCCGAAAAAUUCCCUGGACAUGAGAAGGUCGUUCGAAUAAUAACCGGUGAAACUGCCCGCGAUUCAGUCAUACACUGGGCACUACCCGCAACACCGCCGUCGCACGCCGACCCAGUCGCCCAAUCUCCAGCGGCCAUCUCGACAGACGGUCGUACGGACACGUCUUACCCGCUCGAGGCCUCCUCUACGAGCGCGAGCCCGCCAUUACGACCAACCACCCAACAAUUUGCACAAAAAGCACGCCAACAAUCACAGACACUGCCGCCGCCGCCGCCGUCUUCGAUAGAUCGGGCCCGUCGGCCGUCGUCGUCGCACGCACAACAAUGCGUAAACCACGUGACAAAUCGUGAAGUCGAUUGGCGGACGCUGGUGUGUUCGGUACAGGAGAACUCGGUUCCAAAACAUCCCGAGUAUUCGACCCUCCUGUCGAGAUUGAAAACAUUCGAUUCACAUCCUCUUCGCUCGUGUCGAGACAAAUAUUCGUUGGCCGAAUGCGGUUUCACUUACACCGGGACGGGCGACUCGGUUCGAUGCUUCUACUGCGGGCUGUUGCUAUUGGAAUGGGAGGAAGACGACGAAGCUUGGCAACAACACGCCAUGCACAAUCCCAAGUGCGUAUACGUGUUGUUAUGCAAGGGCGUGAAAUUUAUCGAAUAUGCCAAAAAUGCACUUCAAAGUUGCCAAUGGAGAACCGAAAAGUAAGAUGCUGUCGGAUUACGUAUAUUAUAAUAAACCAAAUGCUCAUUGUAAUAGUGUAUGAUUGACUUACAUAAUUUGUAUAUUAAUUGUUAUUGAAUAAAUGACAAAUCUUAUAUCUAUA